GGAUUUUAUACGGAUUCCUCACAUCCUUACUGUAUUACUACUAAAUGUACAGGUAAACUCGUGCCAGUGAAAUCUAGCAGGUAUCUCGGUACUGCGUCUACUAUCAUUUGUACAGGUAUAGAGCUAUUUUCAUGUGCGUGUGUUUGUUGGGAAUAGCAAAUAGAUAACAGCUUAGAUCCAGGGAAGGGGAGAAGCGGCGGCCAAGCAAUGGCGACGAAACAGAAGCCAGUGACGAAAAAUGCCAGUGAUCUCGAGUCUGGGACAGGGGAUUACGUGGAACUGAUGUGGGAUUACCUUCAUGACCACGAAGACCUGCACAACUUCACUACCUGUCUGAUCUCAUUCAUCGUCACUAUUAUCGUCACAAGAACAUCUAAGAGAAUCGUGCGUGCAGCACUACCGCAAUCCGCUCAGGAACACGCCAUCGAUUUCAUAGCGUCUUUUCAGGAAUGCGUUUACACCUGGGAGGCCUGUGUUUUGCUCAGUUUCUAUGGAGACGUCGCUUUUGGUCUAGCCCUCUUGGCAGCAGAACUUUUCGACUGGUGGACUCAGUCUGAGGGUGAAUGUAAUCCCUGCGGCAAAUUCGCCCUUUUCGUUAACAAGGAACAAGGUUUGGGGUCCACCCUUGUGGCAAUGGCGUUGCAGAUGCUUGCCGGACCGGUCAGUUAUUGGUUUUCUAUGGGAUUGUGGAGCUUUCAGUUAUGCCCAACACACGCUGACCGUUGGUCCAAAUUCGCCUGUGCUUCGGAUCUGACUGUGGACAUCCCACUAGGGACUGUGAUUGAAAUGGCCUGCGCGAUUGCCAGUAUCUGGCUGGCUCUCAACGCCCUCCCCUUCCUUGGGAAACUAGAGGAUCCCAUAAAGGUGACGCUGAACGUGUUGCUGGUCAUGAUUUGUCUUCAUUUCACCGGCGGUUACUUCAAUCCGGCAAAUGCAUCCGCGCAGGGAUUCGGGUGUCCGGGGAAUACGAAGCUGGAGCACAUUAUUGUCUAUUGGCUUGGGCCUCUGAUGGGCACCGUUUUAGCAGUCGUCUUAACGAAUCAUUUCAAGAAAACCGAGAAGAAAAAGGAGGAGUGAAACUUUAAUCAAACUUUUUAAGUUUAACGUUCUUAACCUAAAAAGUGCAGUAUAACUGAAUGGAGAAAUGGUCCCCCUUCGCGUCGCGCUAAAUAUACUGCUGUAUUUCGUGGUGUAUGAACUCAGACGCCUCGUCAUCGUUGUCGUCCUACGAUUAUGUAUUGUUAUUCUACGAACAUGUGCCAAAGUUUGCCAUGCACUUCUCUCUCGAGGUUUUAUAUUUUACUUAUAUAUUUUACAAUUUUCACCUGUGCAUUGUGCUGUGUUUAUAAUAUCUUAUAUUUUCAUUUUACUUUUGUCCCGGGUGUUGAGGUUACUCGAUUGGCCUUAAUGAAUCCAGUGUGUAAAACUUUUUCAAACAUCUACAUUAGGCCUACAUCCAAACUAUGGAAUAAAUUUAUAUGAAUGAUAGAAUGUGUAAGGAAUGUCUGAACAGUUUUUAAGUAAUUUGCUUAAGUGCAAAGCAAGUGACCAUACCAAUAACCAUAAGCAGGCGAUGGUAAAUAAUCAAGCGUCAAAACUCCUGUAUUCAAAAUAACAGAACUUUUGAUUUGAUGCUUCAAAAGAAUAAACA
Molecule: messenger RNA, 1651 nt
Organism: Lingula anatina
Lineage: Eukaryota; Metazoa; Brachiopoda; Lingulata; Lingulida; Lingulidae
Product: aquaporin-11
Cellular component (GO): cytoplasm
Molecular function (GO): channel activity
Source: RefSeq, a predicted model, not a curated record